CUCGAUUAUACGCGCUGCGGCUCAUCAUUGCUCAACGUUAUGCCUCUAAUGGCUUCCUCGCGCAAAGCAACGGCAGCCUCAAGAAGCUUGAAGCCUAAGACUGCUGUCCCAUCUUCCGAUGAACUUGUUGAAAAGCCAGGGGACGAGCGAACAACCUCCAAAGCGAAAGGAAAGCAGAAGGCGAAAGACGAGUCUCCGGAACAACGAAAGAUUUCUGCAAUGCUUGAUGUAAACGCAUCUUUGCAGACAAUGUCAUUAAUGGCAAAAUCCGGUUGGAAGGCAAAUUUGGAAGAGGGGAGAACGAAGUCGAGCGCACUCAGCAAGGUGUCAGCUGCUAUCUCUCGUGCAAAUGAAGCUUUGUCGUGCCUUCGUGUUCUAUGUCCGGAUGACCUUGACGUAGAGCGCGCCGCAUCCAGCAUGAUGAGCAAACUGCUUGUUCUGGAGAUGCACAAUACUACCCUUCCUUUCCUUGGUGGCAUGCAUGCUCGUCUACUCGCUUUGCUUAGGGCGCCUGACUCCGAAGUAUCAGCCCACUCUGUCACUACUUCAAAGUUUCCAGUUCGCCUGCUUUCCCUCCCGCUGCCAACGAUACCGCCCCAAGCAGACGUCGCGCUUCUCACGCUUAUCUCAACGUAUCUAAUACACGCAAUCAUUUCCUUUACACAUAUUGCAACGUCCUCCUCGUCAUCGACUACUACUAUUCCGGACUUGUUCUCCACAGCUCUGGUAGAAUCCGGCACGCUCUUGACAUGGAUACCUUAUUGUGUAUCUUUACCCCGCAAGCACAUAGACACUACGCUCAUACGGGCAUACACUGUGCUGACAAAAUCAUGCUCCUCAAUGUCUGCAAACUCGCGUUCGACCUUCCUCAUCCGCAUGUAUGCACUCAAGUGCCUUCUAUCCACGAGUCCUGGAACCGUUCAGCCGAACACAUUCUGGGAUCAAAUACAGAAGUCAUGCACGGCGUAUGUCAGAUCUUCUUUUCCCGUAUCAGAAGCGCACGAACUUUCCGUUGCAACGCUCGUGUCAGAGUGCCUUGGUGAGGUCGUACUGAUCGCACAGUCCAAACCAUCGUUUAUGGAGGGAAAGUCAUUUAUCCUGCUCUGUGAGACAUGGACAAGUUUGGCAAAGCGGAGCAACGACUUGUGCACCCUUGAUCGCAUAACAGAUCUGAUGGGUCCGGCGUCUUCGUCUUGCUCGUUAGCUGAGGUCGAUAGCCUAGCGAACAAUCUCAAUCAACUCGACAUCUCUGCUCCGUUGCCGAAAAACAAAGACACUGCUGUUCUCGAGUGUGCAAAAGCUUUGGCAAUAUUAACUAAAGUCACUGCAUGCUUAGAUACAAACUCCGACGAAACAGAUGACCUCUCCAGACGUGUUCACGAAGCGACCAAAGUUCUCCCUAGUUUUGGUGGCCUUUUAUGCCUUUCAGCAGAACCGAAUGACGAGCUGCAGCGUGUGCAGGGAAAGCUCCAACGUACCCUAGAGAGACUCAGACGAGCUUGCAUCAAGGUCCUUGAUGGAGAGGCGAAGGUCCAAAAUCAUGUAAUAAUUUCCCUACUAAUGGUAAUUUCCACCGCCUUGGAAGAUGCCUUCAAGCAGAACCCAAGUAAAGACAUCUUGACCACAUCCUUCGAUUCACUAUUUUCCCUCGCGCGCAUACGGCUUAAAUGCAAUGAUCCUGACACUUAUACGCCCACUCUCGACCUCCUCAAUCGUACCAUAAUCCUUCUAGACUCUACCCCCGACCAUGUGAAUGCCAUCCCGGCUUCCGCGCGUGCCAACUACGUCCGCUGCAUCUCUGGGGCAUAUCACAAUCUGGCUGGCACGCUGUAUCAAAGCUCCAAGUACGGGGGCGCAGUGCGUUUUCUGAAGGAAGGAUGUUCACUCGGGGCACGGGCACUUCACAUGCGAGCGAGUCUUAUACAGGACGACGCAGAAGAUGGUGAACGGGCCGAAGGGUGGAAACAACUCGAAGAACAGAUGUAUCGCAGGUGGGAGCUUCUUGCGGUGUGCUAUUCUAAGAUUGGGGACCGGAAGCUUGCGUGUGACGCGUUUGUGGAGAGCGUAAAAGCCUUUCCGUAUGGCUCAUCCGGCCUGGAGCACCUGGCCAGGUCAGCAGCGUCGACGAAUGCUUUCAGCGCGAAUGCAAGCACAAAGCAGCUUGGUGGGAUAGUUGACAGACUGACGUACACAGUGACGUGCGAACUUUUUCUCCCUGCAAGUGAAGUCAGCCUCCAUACUGCACUGAAACCGGGUGUCAUUAGUGACGAGGUCCUAGGCCUGCUGCUCGAGCGUCAGAUUUCAACUCUCGAACCUUGCCUUCGGAAGGAUAGUGUGCAGACUAUUGUGCGCGGACUGUUGCAAGAUGUUCUAUUGGUGUACAAGGCUACCGUUCUUCCACUGCGCAGGGCUAGAGUCCUCUUGAAAUGCAUGGAGCUCUUGUGGAAGGACGGGAAUGCCAACGGUGGAGAAACUUCCUGGACCGCGGAGCACCUGGGUGAAGAAGUCUUAAACCUGCUCACUGUUGAGGACCUUGGGCACGACUCCGCCUUUGUGGUAUUCCGCUCACAGUACACCGUAGCGGUUCAUCUUUGGUUGAGCCUCUUCGCGUAUCGUAGCGCAGGAUCACCAAUGACUUCGACCGUGUCAUACCAUGUAGAGGAGGCGUGCAACAUCUUACGCGGUCUCAUUCCUAACUCUUCAAUUGACACGGAUCCCAAGAUGACGCGAUCACCUACUCAUGCGAAGAAGCCGACAAGAGCUGCGAGCGUACGUACAACAAACAAGACAAGAGCGCGGAAUCUUGUCACACCACGUCCGCGUAAAGCUUUCGAGAAUGUGUCAAAUGUUAUUCAAAGCACGCCUCCAAAGGAGACUGGUGCCAUGAUUGGUGCUCAGAAGGCGGUGAUUGUGUUCGACCUGGAGAUAAUCGUCGGUCAACUUCAAAUGAACAUCCAUUUGCUUGGACUUCUGGGUCUAGCCUUACUGAAGAUCAAGCUUCUGGAGGCUCUGAAGCGCAUCUGCGAGCGCCAAUCCGUUGUAUCCACUGAUCUAUACAUCAUUAUAUGCGUUGAUCUCGCGUCGGAGUAUGUUAAGUUGGGCAAAACGAAGCGUGCUAAUUCCAUUUUUGCGCGAAGUUCAGCGGUGCUGAAAUCGAAUGAUAUUUCCGACGAAGUACGUAUCAGUUAUUUGCUAAGAUAUGCGGAAAUUUUGGCUCUUGGAAACAACAUUCUUGAAAGUGCUUCCUUCUACUGUCAAGCCAUGGGUUUGUCUGAAGCUUCUCCGCCCGAAGACAAAGCUCUACCGACCGCUGAACGGAUAAGGCUGCGUGUUGGACGACUCGAGCGUGCGGCGAUGGCUUGCAGAGUCUCCGCAGCUAUCCAAUACUCUAGGAACAACGCAGGCGGUGCUUUAGAGUACAUGUUGCAAUCAUUGCGACUGUGGAAUCGUGCCGUGGACACGCUUUCUCGAUUAAGCCAGCCUUCCUCCAAACCCACCAAGGCAACCGAUGAGUCAAAUCCAUUCGAGGCUACCCCUCCAGAAUCGUCACCCGCCAGCGAUACUCGGUCCAAUGACCACUCAAGAUUAUCUAGUCAGAAACGUCUCAUGGACGGGAUAGAGUGGCGAAUGGUUGAAGGACUGCUUUCAACCCUGUUGACUCUCACUCACGCCUACUUUACUCGUGGUUCUUCCCGCGAAGCCGAGUAUUUUGCUAAGCAAACACAGGACCUCGCCGAGUCCAUUAAUGCCCCGACCAUGGUUGCUCGUGCACUGAUGCGCAUGGGUGAGAUCCAGUUAUACCAGAGGCAGCUAGAUGCAGGAAAGGACUGCUUGGUCAAGGCUGCGGAGUUGCUACAGGAUCUGCCGGGUGUGGAUGGAGCUGAUAUGAAGCGGCUGAAUGGAGAUUGGAAUCGCUUGAAUGAGCAAACCCAGGACGCAAGAGACCUCUAUGAGGAGGCAUGUGCGAUGCUUGGCGAACUCGAGGGAAUGUUGGCGUCCUUUGACGGCAGUCGCCGUAAAUCCAGCGUAACGCUUUCACCACAAGUUACCUUAGCUGCCGCCGGACAGGGAGCAAUAGUCCCUACAUUGUUGUCUGAUAUUCUCCGCCACCAUAUCUGGUUACUGCGCGAUGAUGGAGAUGCUACGAUCAAGGAUCUGAUAGAGCGUCUUAUGGCUUUGCCCGCUUCCCAAGAUACAAAGGGAGAAGAGCAUGCACUUAUGGGGAAACUUACCUUGCAUAGCGUCUACGACCAAUUCCGUUCGGAUAUGUUCCUGAGCUCUUUGGCUGAAUCUACGAUCGCACUACCGAUGGGCAUGACAAGCGACCGAGCGGUAUCGCCUACACCUUCGACUCAAGAUAUCUUGAGUACUCUGGACCAAGCAGAGAAACUCUUUUGGGCCGACCUUGCACUUACUGCGGAUCGGGGGAACGUCCCCCACGUCCGCGAAGCGACUAUAAACCUUGCACUCAUCAAAGCACUUCAAACAUCCCUUGGAAAAGGGGAAAAGGAUGGACCCAUUAUUGCUGCGCAUCUUCUUGAUGCGUCAUCUGCAAUUACUUUACGCCGUGAAAUGCUAGAGGCUAUCAAGUAUAAAUUCCCCAGCGUGCAAUUCGACGAUCUUGAAUGGCCCCUUAUGACGCCCAACGGUUCCCUACUGUCUCGGAAAAGACCAUCUAAUCUUCGGCGGUUGAGAACCUCUAGCACUGAGGAAGCAUCUGACGAUGACGACUCCUCGAGUGCAAGCAUGAAGGCGUACUGGGAUUCCAUCCGCAAGACGUAUGCAGAGCAAUCUUUAGACACUUCCUUGCUAUCGAAUACGGCCAUGUCACAGUUCCCGCCUCAUUGGACAGUCGUCCAUGUCAGCCUCACACCUGACAAGAGUACCCUCUUUAUCUCUCGGCAGAAUAUUUCUUCUGAGCCGUUGAUGUUCUGUGUGCCUCUCAAAGGCCGCCGCGAAUCGGACGUAGACGAACACCUCACGUUUGACGAUGCGGUAAAGGAGCUCGCUGAGAUAAUCCGCUUAAGCAACCAAGGGACACGCAACGCAGUCAACGUACGAAAUGAUGAUCCGCAAGCAAGAGCUGCUUGGUGGGCGGAGCGUAAUGUUCUGGAUAAAAGGAUGCAAGCGUUGCUAGAGAACAUCGAAUUUUGCUGGUUGGGUGCAUUCAAAACCAUUCUCAGUCCUGUCCUACCUAUAUCAGCCGAGCUCAUCACUGAUCUCCGUGUCCGUUUUGAGAAGGUGUUCAAGCGCAUUCUUCCUCCCCCAGACAAGAAACAGAAGCAACAUCCUCGCCUGUCUGAUGUGCUCCUCGAUUGCUUCUCAUCCCUGAGUCCGAAAUGUCGUGAAGAAGAACUUGAAGACUUACUAUUCUUCAUCCUUGACCUGUACACAUUUCAUGGCAUCCCAGUCGCUAUCGCAGAUAUAGAUGUAGAUCAGGUGAUAGUGGAUCUUCGCUGUGCGUUGGAGGAGCAUGCCGCCUUCAAGAACAAACGAGGGAAGGUGGAAUCAACUCCGGUAGACGACCCCCACAUGUUCCUCGUCCUGGACCACAAUGUACAGGGCGUUCCUUGGGAAUCGAUUCCGGUCUUGAGGGGCCAGAGCGUGAGCCGCAUCCCGAGCGUUUCGUUCUUGCUCGAUCGGGUCCGACUUGCAUCUGCUGAGAACCGAUCGGGGGGUGUUGUUGAUCGGACAUCUGUGGAUGCACGCAAGACGUUCUUCGUGCUUAACCCUAGCGGAGACUUGAAAGGAACUGAGGGGCGAUUCAAACCAUGGCUUGAGCAAAUGCGGAGUGUAGGCUGGGAGGGAGUCAUUGGACGGCCGCCAAGCGAACAGCAAUUCUUAGAUGCCCUCGCGCGGAAAGAUCUAGUAGUGUAUUUCGGGCACGGUGGAGGAGAACAGUACGUACGAUCACACAAAAUCCGUCAUUUGCCGCGCUGUGCAGCGACGAUGUUGUGGGGGUGCUCCAGCGGGUUGUUGAAGGAGAUGGGUGAUUUUGACAGAGUAGGCACCCCGUUUAAUUACAUGCUUGCUGGAUGCCCUUUACUGGUGGCGAAUCUUUGGGAUGUAACUGACCGCGAUAUCGACAAGUUCUCACAAGCGGUUUUUGACUCCCUGAGAUUGACUCCGACUCGUGGAGGAGAGCAGGGUAUGUCAGCAGUUAACGCAAUUGCACAAGCCCGAGAGGUAUGCAAACUCAAGUAUCUCACUGGGGCAGCACCAGUCGUAUAUGGGAUUCCGUUCUACCUAUAAUAAUAUGACGACGCACUUAUGCACUCCAUGCUUCAUUUACAUAUUUUUACAAGGUUAAUGACGAGGGUGCAAU
This is a messenger RNA of Suillus plorans, 6325 nucleotides long. RefSeq names its product peptidase family C50-domain-containing protein. The transcript has 20 exons. Lineage: Eukaryota; Fungi; Basidiomycota; Agaricomycetes; Boletales; Suillaceae. The record is from RefSeq and is a predicted model, not a curated record. Gene Ontology annotation, cellular component: mitotic spindle pole body; mitotic spindle; cytoplasm. Gene Ontology annotation, biological process: proteolysis; meiotic chromosome separation. Gene Ontology annotation, molecular function: protein binding; cysteine-type endopeptidase activity. Bases 40 to 6252 code for a protein of 2070 amino acids.